Molecule: messenger RNA, 2250 nt
Organism: Zea mays
Lineage: Eukaryota; Viridiplantae; Streptophyta; Magnoliopsida; Poales; Poaceae
Product: peptide transporter PTR2
Exons: 4
Coding region: 490-2160 (556 amino acids)
Biological process (GO): transmembrane transport; oligopeptide transport
Cellular component (GO): membrane
Molecular function (GO): transmembrane transporter activity
Source: RefSeq, a predicted model, not a curated record
CGCUGGCGCUGCUGCUAUAAACAAACCUGCUGUUGCUCGCCGCUCGCUCACCAAAGACCAUUGCGUGAUAGAUUGUACCGGUCUCGGUCUCCGUGUCUCACUCUCAAGUUGCAGCUGCCAGCAGCCAGUCAUUUCGUUGGCAACCAGGGCAGAACUAAAUAUCCGUGGAUAAGAGCUGCACUGUGUGCUGCUGAGAUAUCAAGAACGUAACGUACGGUGGAAGACAAGGCCCCGUUCUCGAUUAGCCCAAGCCAAAGAGUCAGAGAGAGAGAGAGAGAGUCGUACUGGUCGUCACCUGUCGAAGAUUUUCGGUGUCUCCUGAGCCACAGCUGCUGCUGCUGCUGGAACCAUGGAGAUGGAGGCCGUGGAGUCGCACGGAGGCGCCGGGCGCCGGACGCCCAAGAGGGAUCGCGGCAUCUCCUGGGCCUGCGUCUUCAUCCUGGGUAAUAAUGGCAUGUCUCACAUACACAUCUGUUCGUAGCUUUAUAUAUGGCCUCGCUCGCCCUCAAACCGUCUGGCUGUGGCCUCUGCACUGCAUGCACCCGUACAUGCAUUCAUGGCGGCGAUGGCGGGACUCGGCCGGACAUCACACCAGCGAGUAACUGCUUCCAGUUCAUCGCCUACUUCGCCGUGUCGACGAACCUGGUGAACUACCUCAAGGACCGCCUGCACCAGGGCAGCAAAGCCGCCGCGAACGGCGUCACCAACUGGAUGGGCACGAGCGCCAUCACGCCGCUCGUCGCCGCCUUCCUCGCCGACGCCUUCCUCGGCAGAUACUGGACCAUCGCGCUCUUCCUGGUCAUCUCCGUCCUGGCCUACGUGGUGCUCACGGUGAGCGCGGCGGCGGCGCUGGAGAGCGCGGCCUUCUACGCGGGGCUGUACCUGCUGGCGCUGGGCGGGGCGCUGCAGCCGGUGCUGUCGUCGUUCGGCGCCGACCAGUUCGACGAGGAGGAGCGCGGGCGCCAGAGCUCCUUCUUCAACUGGUUCUACCUCUCCAUCAACGUCGGCUCGCUGGUCGGCGGCACCGUGCUGGUGUGGGUGCAGUCCAGCGUCAGCUGGGGGCUCGGGUACGGCAUCCCGGCGCUCUUCAGCGCGCUGGCCGUCGCGGCGUUCCUGGCCGGCACCGCCACGUACCGCCGCCACCAGCCGCCGGCAGGCAGCCCGCUCACCAGGGUCGCGCAGGUCGUCGUCGCCGCGUGCAGGAAGUGCGGCGUCCAGGUGCCGGAAGACGCGUCCACGCUGCACGAGUGCGAGGACGUCGGCGGCAUGUCCGCGAUACAGGGGAGCCGCCGGCUCGCGCACACCGAUCAGUUCAGGUUCCUGGACAAGGCAGCGUCGGUGGAGCCAUCGGACGACAAGUCGCGUCCGGCGAGCGCGUGGCGUCUGUGCACGGUGACGCAGGUGGAGGAGCUCAAGUGCGUGCUCCGGCUGCUGCCGGUGUGGGCGAGCGGGAUCGUGUUCGCGGCGGCGUACACGCAGAUGACCACCACCUUCGUCCUGCAGGGCGACACGCUGGACCCGUACGUGGGCGGCUUCCGCGUGCCCGCCGCCGUGCUCUCCGUCUUCGACACGCUCAGCGUCAUGCUGUGGGUGCCGCUCUACGACCGCCUGGUGGUCCCACUGGCGCGGCGCGCCACGGGCCACGACCGCGGGUUCACGCAGCUGGCGCGCAUGGGCGUGGGCCUCGUCGUGCUCACCGCCGCCAUGCUCGCCGCGGGGGCGCUGGAGGUGGCGCGGCGCCGCGUCAUCGCGCGCCACGACAUGUACGACACCAACACGGGCGCCGGCGGGGACGGCGAGUACCUGCCGCUGUCCAUCUUCUGGCAGGUGCCGCAGUACGUGGUGGUGGGUGCGUCGGAGGUGUUCACGUUCAUAGGCCAGAUGGAGUUCUUCUACGACCAGGCGCCCGACGCGAUGCGGAGCCUCUGCUCGGGGCUCUCCAUGACGUCCUUCGCGCUCGGGAACUACGUCAGCUCCGCGCUCGUCACCGUGGUGGCGCGCGCCACCGCGCGGGGCGGGCGGGAUGGCUGGAUCCCCGACGACAUCAACCGGGCGCACCUUGACAACUUCUUCUGGCUGCUGGCCAUGCUCUGCGCCGGAAACUUCGGCGUCUACCUGCUCAUCGCACGAUGGUACACAUACAAGAAGACUGUGGACUAGUAUAGUGUAUGUAUCUAUAAAGACCAUCCCUGAACGAUCUCGUGAAAUGUACUGCCGAUCUCAAUCAAUUCAAAGACACUUCACUUGGAA